AUGGGAGCCAAGCAUUCGAAGGCCCUCGCCACAGAGGAGCUGAAGAAGCGAGUCAAAAACAACGGUGACCAGGAGGAGAGCCUGUCAUCGGCGGAGAGGAUCCGCAAGCAGACCACCACCCGCUUUGGGUACAGCGUCCUGAGCUUGGCCAUGCGAGGACUGGCCGAGGCCCCGCAGGAACUGUGGGAGCUGACAGAGCUGCAGAAGCUCAACCUCUCUCUCAACUGCCUGCGGACCCUCCCCCCCACCGCGGGCGCCCUUCAGAACUUGGUGGUCCUGAACCUGUGGGGGAACCAGCUGGAGAGCCUGCCGCCCGAGAUCGGGCAGCUGCGGAAUCUCCGGGUCCUUUUUGCCUACCGCAACCGGCUGAGCGAGGUGCCGGAGGAGCUGAGCUCCUGCACCAAGUUGGAGGUCCUCAGUCUUGCCAACAACCAGAUCACAGGCCUCCCCAGCAGCCUGGCAAACUUGGGCAGUCUGCGGAAGCUCAACCUCAGCCACAACCUCCUCUCCCACAUCCCCACCUCCGUCUACGGCAUGAAGAGCCUGGUCUUCCUGCACCUCGCCUGCAAUCAGCUCGAGAACAUUGCAGACCAGAUCCAGGCCCUGGUCAACCUGAAGAUCCUCAUUGUGGAGGGUAACUGCAUCCACUCCUUACCCAGGACCCUCUGCUUCCUCAGCUCUCUGGAGCUGCUCAACGUGGAUUUUAAUGACAUCCAAAACGUUCCCAUGGAGAUGUACCUGCUAAAAAAGUUGGAGAAGCUGGCUUGUCACCCAUUGGACAAGGGCCUGCACAUCAUGCACAACCCGCUGCUGAAGCCCAUCAAAGAGGUGCUGGAGGGAGGACUGAGUGCCCUCUACAACUAUCUCAAGUCAGUGUGA
This is a messenger RNA of Megalops cyprinoides (Indo-Pacific tarpon), 879 nucleotides long. It is a transcript of the gene lrrc30a, whose product is annotated as leucine rich repeat containing 30a. Gene Ontology annotation, molecular function: protein binding. NCBI's taxonomy places the organism in Eukaryota, Metazoa, Chordata, Actinopteri, Elopiformes, Megalopidae. The record is from RefSeq and is a predicted model, not a curated record. The coding region runs from base 1 to 879 and encodes 292 amino acids. The transcript has a single exon.